CGCAACGUUUAUGGAUUGUAGUUCAGCUUGUACACCAGAUAACCUAACGGUCCAUCGCUAAACAGCCAAAUGGACUACACUUCCCAUGCUGCUGAGUGACGUUGUUUUAGUCACCGUUUUAGUCGACGCGUGAGGCUGCAUCGCUGUCUCUGAAAGGUUGUUAAAUUCCACGGUAGAUACACCGCUUAUGGAAAAAUAACAACUUAAGACUUUAUUUAUUUGUCUCGAUAUAACAUAAUGGAGGUAAUCGAGACAAUUGUGAUACAAAGCACAGACGUGGAAGGAAAGGAAACGGUCGUGUCCAGUGUGGACACGGAUAAAUCCAAAGCAGAAUUUAUAUGGACACUGCAGGCAACAUGGCACCUUGUCAACACCAGACUUGAAAUGGACCAAGCUUUUGACCAGCCAGUAUGCAAGAAAAAGAAACUUUGGGAAAUGGUGGCAGAGAAAGUGAACGCAAAGCUGAGAGAGGCAGAUGCCACUGAUGUGGCUGUGAAGGCCUACGAGUGUGAUCUUAAGUGGAGAAAUAUACUGGCGACGUACAGGAGGAAUGCUGAGAGGGCCAAGAGGCUCGGGGCAGCCGGCGUCCACUGGGAGUUCUUCGGUGCCAUGCAUGAGGUCCUGGAUAAGAGCAGGGAGGAGGUUGAAGCCCAGCGAAGGGCCAAGCUCAGUGGCACCAGAGUAGCCAAAGCCAUAGCUAGCAAGAGGUUCACCCCUAUCCUCCCUACACCUCCUGCCACAGCUGCCCCCUGCGCUCCCAGACCUCCCCAGGACGUCCUACAGCUGUACAUGGAGCUGCAGGAGAGGAAGAUGAACAUGUGGGCCCAACAGAAAGACUUGGAGGAGAGAAAGAUAGAGGCCAUUAACAAUUUGGCACAGGCCAUCUCCAGCCUGGCUCAGAAGAACAGCACCACAGAUGGACAUUAGGCCAGAAGCGAUGGGAAGGGUAUCUGAACUUCCAUGCGCUCUUACCAAAGACUUUUUUUAUAUAAUGCUGCACACAGAGAGAAAAAGAGAAUGUCAAAUGUUUCAAAAUCAUUAGUUCAGAAUAAGACCAACAAAUCAUACAUAUUCUGGGUGACUCCUGUUUAAACCACCAUCAGGUCUUUAAAGUUCAUGUUUUCUGUUGAUGCUUCAUUGGAUGAAAAAGUCAGUUAUUUUUCUACUGAAUUAGUGUACAAUAGUUUGCUGUCUGAUACAGACACCCUUCCAUCACUGUACCACCUUUUUAUACAAAUAUAUCAAUAUCUCUUACAUAUUAUUGUAUCGCAGCCACAAGAAUGAAACGGACAAGCUAACCAAAAUGAUGAUGGCAUGAUUGUCAUCAUCAAGUAUCUUCAAAAUAAAACCUAACAAUGUGUAGUUAUAAUAAUAACACAUAUAGAUAGAUAGAUACUGUAUUGAUCCUAAGGGAAAUUCAAAAUAUAUAAUAUUGAUACUUAACAUUGUUAGUCACAAGAGGUGUCAGAUACAUUUUCAAAGAAAAGCUUUCACUUUUUUUUUUUUUUUAAGAUUUCUUUUUGGGCUUUUUGGGCCUUUAAUGGAGAGAUAGGACAGUGGAUAGAGUCGGAAAUCAGGGAGAGAGAGAGUGGGGAACGACAUGCGGGAAAGAGGCCACAGGUGGGAUGUGAACCCGGGCCGCCCGCUUGAGACGACAGCCUCCAUACAUAGGUUGUGCACACUAACCACUGCACCACCAGCACUCUGAAAAGCUUUCACUUUUAAUGACUUAAUCUGCAUUUUUUGAGACACUAUACAGUAUUAAUAACUUUCAAUUAAACAUUCUGCAUUUAAUAUCCCCUUUGUAAAUGUUUGUCCCCUGCCCAAAUAAAUAUUUUGCCAUGGACAGACAAUUAAAACUU
Molecule: messenger RNA, 1862 nt
Organism: Labrus mixtus (cuckoo wrasse)
Lineage: Eukaryota; Metazoa; Chordata; Actinopteri; Labriformes; Labridae
Exons: 2
Coding region: 238-927 (229 amino acids)
Source: RefSeq, a predicted model, not a curated record